AUGUUCAAUUCGCCAAUAUUAUCUCGUUCCAAUAAGCAACAGCCAUCGGUUAAUAUGAUGACUACAAAACAUAUGCUUGAUGAGAAAUCAAAAACAAUUGAACAAUUAAAAACUAUUAUUGAGGAAUUAACGUUACGACACGAACGAAAAGAACGUGAACUACUUAAACGUAUUGGAAUAUUAUUUAAUGAACUACAACAGAAUAAAAAGAAAAUGGCUCAUCUUAUUUAUAAAAAUCAACAACAGAAAAAGAUUCAUAGCGAUACAAAGUCAUUACAAAAUUUUUCAACUCAAACAGAUGAAAAUAAUUUGCCAUUAAUAUGUUUGAAUUGCUCAAGUCAACUAUUAGAUACAUCUCAAUGCCAUGAUGAAAGUAUCACUCAACUUCUCAGUCAAUUACAAUUACAUUCACAAAAUAAAAUGCAAGAACAGCAACCAAAAUAUUAUACAUUGCAACCAGAAGAAGAUGUUGAAUAUAUAUCUGCAACACUUCAACCAACUUUUAAUCAGUCAUUAUCAUCACCCGCUCUAUCGACAACCGAUAGAUCUUCAACACGAUCAUCUUAUUCUCGUCAUCAUUGUUCAAUCUCAACAACAAAACACAAUGAAAGCAGUUCAAGUGCAUAUAAUACAGCUGAAAGUUUGCCAAGCAGCACAUAUUCAGAUGAGAUUGAAUCACUUGAACGUGUUUUAAAUGCUGCUUCGACAAUGUAUACGACGCAUGAUAAUCUUCAACAUACCAUUAAAUUACAAGAAGAGUUAUUUCGACAACAUUUACGUUUACGCGGUAUUACUAUUGAAGACGAUGAUACUAAAGAGCGUGAAUCAUCAUCAAGUGAACAUUUAUAUGACAAUAUUGAUGGUGAAACAAGUGAUAUAGAAAAAAAGUCUUCAGUUUCUUCUAGAAAUCGUAUAAUAUUAAAUCGUCAAAAACAGUCACAUCAUAACAUUAUUCUUAGUACAGAUGAUGAUGAACAACAACAACAGCAAACACAAGAAAAAAUUAAAUCAUCUAAACAAGCUAAAGUUCGAUUUAUUGAUCAAUAUCAUCCAAUUGGUAAACGUAAGCAUUUGAAACCAUCAUCACGAACAAAUCUUAUUGUUAAAUCAACAAAUACGAAACGAUAUUAUUCAAAUACAACGUCGAAAAAUCUACAAUUGCCGUUAUCAUCAAAUAUGUUAACUGUAACUAUUACUUAA
Molecule: messenger RNA, 1200 nt
Organism: Rotaria socialis
Lineage: Eukaryota; Metazoa; Rotifera; Eurotatoria; Philodinida; Philodinidae
Source: the annotation of a GenBank genome assembly